AAAAAGAGUUUCCCAAUAAAAAACAUUUCUUUCCUUAUAUAGCUAUCUCUGAUCGACUCUCCGGUGGAAGACAGGAAAAAGAAGAAGACGAGGAUGCAUUUCGCUAAGCUCGAUGAUUCCCCCAUGUUUCGUCAACAGAUGCAAUGUAUGGAAGAGAGUGCAGACUUGCUGGGGAUGCGAUGCUUAAGGUUCUACAAAGACUGCACAAAAUACACAGAGGGACUCGGAGAAGGGUAUGAUGGAGAUAUUGACUUUGUAAAUGCACUUGAAUCUUUCGGUGGUGGCCAUAAUGAUCCCAUCGGCGUUGCUUUUGGAGGUCCUGUAAUGACAAAGUUUACUGUUGCUCUUCGAGAAAUUGGGACAUACAAGGAAGUUCUUCGUUCCGAGGUAGAGCAUAUUCUGAAUGACCGGUUGGUUCAGUUUGUGAAUGUUGAUGUCCAAGAAAUUAAGGAAGCACGUAAACGCUUUGACAAAGCCUCCAUUACAUACGACCAGGCGCGAGAGAAAUUUCUUUCAUUAAGAAAGAGUACGCGACUGGAUGUGGCUGCAACAAUCGAGGAGGACCUACAUAGCGCAAGAGCGGCAUUUGAGCAAGCCCGGUUUCAUCUGGUUAGUGCACUCUCUAAUGCGGAAGCUAAAAAGCGAUUUGAGUUUUUGGAAGCAGUCAGCGGGACAGUGGAUGCUCAUCUCCGUUUCUUCAAACAGGGAUAUGAGCUACUACAACAAAUGGAGCCUUUUAUUAAUCAGGUGUUGAGUUAUGCACACCAGUCUAGAGAAUGUACAAACUAUGAAAUGGCAUCACUUAACGAAAGGAUGCAGGAGUACAAAAGGCAAGUUGAUCGAGAAACUAGAAACUUAAAUGGUUCGCCAACAGGGGAUGGCAUGAGACACAACUCAAGAAGCUCACAAAAAGUCAUUGAGGCUGUCAUGCAAUCUGCUGCAAAAGGAAAGGUUCAGACUAUAAGACAAGGGUAUCUGUCUAAACGUUCGUCAAACUUGAGAGGUGAUUGGAAAAGAAGGUUCUUUAUCCUUGAUAGCCGUGGGAUGCUAUACUAUUACCGCAAGCCAUGGAAUUGGUCAUCUGGAAAUGGAAACAGGUCUUCUGUUCACAAGAAUAUGACUUCAGAAAACAGUCCUGGGCUGCUAAGUCGGUGGCUGUCUUCUCAUUAUCACGAUGAAAAACCAGUUGCACGUCUCACUGUGAACCUGCUUACCUCAACGAUCAAAGUUGAUGCGGACCAGACGGAUCUAAGAUUCUGCUUUCGGAUUAUUUCGCCUACAAAAGUCUACACAUUGCAGGCAGAGAAUGCGCAAGAUCAGAUGGACUGGAUAGAGAAGAUAACUGGAGUUACUACUUCUUUGCUAAGUUUCCAGACACCUGAAAGAACAAUCAUGCGUCUUUCUACAAUGGACGGAGAUACUUUCUCCGCAAGUGAGUCCGGUUCGGUAGCAGAUCUAUAUGAUAUCGACCAUGCGGAAAUUGGAGAAUCCACUGUGGAAAAUAAUCAUCACCGUUCGAGGUUCUCAGGGUGCUUGCAGCAACAUGAUAUGAUGGCAAAGCCAAUUGAUGUCUUGACCAAGGUAUUGGGGAAUGAGAAAUGUGCGGAUUGUGGUGCUCCUGAACCUGAUUGGGCCUCUUUGAAUCUCGGAGUACUCAUAUGUAUUGAAUGUUCUGGUAUACAUCGUAACCUUGGUGUUCACAUUUCGAAGGUCAGAUCGCUCACGCUUGAUGUUAAAGUAUGGGAACCAUCGGUCUUGACGUUGUUCCAGUCGUUAGGUAACGUAUAUGUAAACUCAGUGUGGGAGGAGUUGUUGAACUCAGAGAGUAGAUCUUCAGGCACUCCCAUGUCAGAUCGACCAACAAGAAAGUUUCUUGCAAGGAAGCCUGGUCUCAGUGAUCCCAUAUCUGUGAAAGAGCUGUUCAUCCAUGCAAAGUACUCAGAGAGGAUAUUUGUCCGCAAAGAAACAGACAGCCAGCAUUUUCCGGCAGUUUUCCAAGAGAUUUGGGAGAAUGUGCGUGCCAACGACAAGAAAUCAGUUUACAAACACAUUGUCUGCUCUGAAACAGAUGUGAAUGCUCUACGUGGACAAGCAACGUACACGGUGUCUUUGUCCUUAUGGAAGAUGAUGCAACUGGAAGCGAAGGAGGAAACACUCAAAGCCAAAAUCAAGAGAAUUGAAGAGGAGUUUCAGGAGAACCCUGAGGGAUAUUCUGACUCGAAAAUGGAAGGGGAAGAAAGUAUGGUCAGAGAAGAAACUUCAAAGGACUGCUCUUUGCUUCACCUCGCUUGUCUUUAUGCUGAUAUCGGUAUGGUGGAGUUGUUGCUUCAGUAUGGUGCAAAGAUAAAUGCAACAGACUCAAAAGGUCGCACUCCACUUCACCACUGUAUCAUCAGCAGGAGAUAUGCAAUUGCAAGGCUGCUACUUAUGAGGGGAGGAGAUCCAAAUGCUGUGGAUAAAGAGAGUAACACACCGGUCAAAUAUGCUUUAGAGACAGAAGUCAAUGACAGCGAACUAAUUGCAUUAUUAACAGACUCCAAAAGAUGAUAAUAUCUGCUGAAAUAAAAAUAAUAAUCAUUUGAUUUGCUUUAUCACUUUUUAAAAGCAGAAGACGGUACAGCACUAGAAAAAAUGUUGCUCUAAUUGAACACUUUUCGCCUGUUAGUUCGUUUUGUCCAUGAAGAGCCUAGGAGAAUACAUGUAGAUUUUCUUUGGUGCUUGCUAGGUUGAUGAUAUACUGGUUUAUACUCUGCUGUACAUAUGGUCUUUUUUAUGGGGUUGCAUGUUCUGUAAGAUGGAAAC
Messenger RNA from Brassica napus (rape), 2802 nucleotides. RefSeq names its product ADP-ribosylation factor GTPase-activating protein AGD1-like. The transcript has 18 exons. Lineage: Eukaryota; Viridiplantae; Streptophyta; Magnoliopsida; Brassicales; Brassicaceae. Gene Ontology annotation, molecular function: GTPase activator activity; protein binding. Bases 94 to 2547 code for a protein of 817 amino acids. Gene Ontology annotation, cellular component: cytoplasm. The record is from RefSeq and is a predicted model, not a curated record.